Messenger RNA from Fusarium graminearum PH-1, 318 nucleotides. RefSeq lists its product as uncharacterized. The record is from RefSeq and is a predicted model, not a curated record. The transcript is spliced from 4 exons. Bases 1 to 318 code for a protein of 105 amino acids. NCBI's taxonomy places the organism in Eukaryota, Fungi, Ascomycota, Sordariomycetes, Hypocreales, Nectriaceae.
AUGCUGCUUGAUCUCAUUAGCUUAGACUUUACGGUUCCGCACCAUGCAGUAUCAGAUACUGGUCCUACGACAUGGAUGGCUUUAGCUGCCAGCCACCAACCUGGCAUAUGGGACCCGAGUCUUGAAAAGUAUUUGGAAAUGAUGCGAAAUAGUGACGAUCCCAAUCCCCGUCUCACUGAGACUGACACAACACAGUCAACAGUCUCCAUAGCGGCAACACGCGCGUUCAAAUAUGGCAUAAUUUAUAAUGACACGGAUAUCGACCGACAGCCCUACGUGGCUGCGCGUGGAAACUCAAAUACGGGCCCGACUCAAUAA